This is a messenger RNA of Pieris napi, 1951 nucleotides long. RefSeq lists its product as uncharacterized. Gene Ontology annotation, cellular component: membrane. Gene Ontology annotation, molecular function: heme transmembrane transporter activity; heme binding. The transcript has 7 exons. The coding region runs from base 330 to 1721 and encodes 463 amino acids. Gene Ontology annotation, biological process: transmembrane transport; heme export. Lineage: Eukaryota; Metazoa; Arthropoda; Insecta; Lepidoptera; Pieridae. The record is from RefSeq and is a predicted model, not a curated record.
UCCCAACCUGUGUAAUACGAGUAGAUUAUUUAUCAUAGAAGAUAGACAAACACACAUCGCACCGCAUUGUUAUCGAGUGGGACUUUGCUCUAUCCAGUUCUGUACAAAAAAACAUUCUUACAGCUGAUCGUAGAGAUUAUAUACGGUUCUUUAUAGAACAUAAAGAGACAAACAUUUUCACUGAACUGGAGAUUUAUUACGAUCAGUUCGGCGUAAUUCGAAUAAUCGUUUAUUGAUAGCGUUAUCAAUCAGUUAUAAGAGAUUUAAACAAGGACUGUAAGACAACGUUUCGACGUAUCGGGGACCACAAGUGUUUAGUGUAAGAUAAAAUGUUCACAAAUAACGGGCAAGUACUACAAAACGAAAUACCGAAAAUUUAUCUAUCGGAUGAGGAUCCGAAGUAUGAAAUACCUGGAAGUGUUAUGGAUGGGAUUAUUUUAGAUGUGAAUGAACCUCAAUAUAAAGUGUCCAAGACCAGAUGGCUGAUGCUAGGGUUUUUCGUAAUGUACUCGGCGUCGAAUGCGCUGCAAUGGACUCAGUACACGAUUAUUUCUGAUAUAGUUGUGAACUACUAUGGCGUGACCAGUAAAGUUGUGUCUUGGACUUCAAUGGUGUAUAUGAUUGCGUAUGUGCCUUUGAUAUUUCCGGCGAGCUGGCUCUUGGAUAAAACGGGUCUCCGUGUGACAACGAUUAUCGGUUCGCUGGGAACAUGUGCAGGUGCCUGGAUGAAGGUGUUCUCUGUGCCACAAGAUAUGUUCUGGGUUGGUUUCACAGGCCAGACGAUAGUGGCCAUAUCACAGGUGUUCAUUUUGAAUGUACCACCUCGACUAGCUGCAGUUUGGUUUGGAGCUGACCAGGUUUCAUCUGCCUGCAGUAUAGGAGUUUUUGGAAAUCAGCUCGGUAUCGCCCUGGGUUUUCUGCUACCACCCAUCAUAGUCCGCGCACAAGGUACAGUUGAGGAGAUUGGCGAAGACUUCAAAUUCAUGUUCUAUCUUGUUGCUGCUAUCACCACAGUUCUCUCGGUGCUUAUUGUACUAUUUUUCAAAGCGGCCCCAGCAUCACCACCUUCAGCAGCAGCUGAUCUUGGAGCGGCUCUUGACUCCAACUUCCUGCAGUCACUAAAGAAAUUGAUGACCAACCGAAACUAUAUAUUGUUGCUCAUCUCCUACGGCCUCAAUAUCGGAGUCUUCUACGCUAUUUCCACUCUGCUUAAUGAGUUGGUUUUGAGAUACUAUCCGGGUGCCAAUGCGGAUGCGGGAAGAAUAGGUCUAGUGAUAGUCGUGGCUGGUAUGGUGGGUUCGGUGGUAUGUGGCUACAUACUUGACAAGACCCAUCGCUUCAAGGAGACGACACUAGCUGUAUACGCUGCUUCUGUCGUGGGAAUGAUAAUCUUCACAUUUACGCUGGACUGUGGAAAAAUCGGUGUAGUUUAUUUCAGUAGUAUUAUUCUUGGUUUCUUCAUGACGGGCUACCUACCUGUUGGAUUCGAGUUUGCAUCGGAAGUGACAUAUCCUGAACCGGAAGGAACAACGUCGGGAAUUUUGAAUGCUUGUGUGCAGGUGUUUGGCAUUAUACUAACACUUCUCUUUGAGUGGAUGCUGGCUGAAGUUGGCGACCGUUGGGCUAACUUGACUUUGUGCGUUAUUUUGGCAGUUGGAACAGUGAUCACCGCGUGUAUUCGAUCUGACUUGAGACGUCAAGCCGCGCAAAAUAAGGCUUAAGCUGUCAGUAUUAUAAUUUUACAAGCUUGAACGUAUUUGUAUUUGAUUAUGUAUACUAGAAAAGAUUGAAGGUUUUUGAAAGUUACUCGCGCGUGAAAUUCGUAUAAAAUGUUGAUACAGAUGAAAAACUUGAGCGUGAUAAAGUAAUUGUUGUGUAUAUUUAAAAUUCGAUUUUUAAAAUUUCUAAAUUAGAUUGCAAAAGGUUUAAAUAAUUAAUAUGCAGCUGUUUA